Molecule: messenger RNA, 1743 nt
Organism: Uncinocarpus reesii 1704
Lineage: Eukaryota; Fungi; Ascomycota; Eurotiomycetes; Onygenales; Onygenaceae
Product: methylcrotonoyl-CoA carboxylase subunit beta
Exons: 2
Coding region: 1-1743 (580 amino acids)
Biological process (GO): L-leucine catabolic process
Cellular component (GO): methylcrotonoyl-CoA carboxylase complex; mitochondrion
Molecular function (GO): methylcrotonoyl-CoA carboxylase activity
Source: RefSeq, a predicted model, not a curated record
AUGGCUGCAGCUCCCUCUACCAAGCUCCUCAGGAGUCUUCGAUGUGCUCUCUCAGCCAAUGCCCAUUUCACCCUAAGACGGCAACGACCCAAUGCCUACUUUAUCCUCCAACAUUCGUCCCGCUCCGUCGCAAGCUACACACAUGCCCACCAAGCAUCAGCCAUAUCCGUCUUGCCGACUGCAGUGGACACAUCGUCUCCAGAUUUUAAGCAAAAUGCGGAACAGAUGAACGAUCUACUAGCGAAGAUGUCGGAGCUGCAUGCUAAAAUCGCCAAAGGCGGACCACAAAAAGCCCAUGAGAAGCACAUCGCGAGGGGGAAGAUGCUGCCUCGCGAUCGGGUCACAGCCUUGGUUGACCCCGGCACGUCAUUUCUUGAACUCUCGCCGCUGGCUGGCCAUCAGAUGUAUGGGGCCGAUGAGGUUCCCUCUGGAGGCAUAAUCACAGGCAUUGGCACCGUGGAAGGGGUGACAUGCAUGAUUGUGGCAAACGACAGCACCGUGAAGGGAGGAACAUAUUUCCCGAUCACUGUAAAGAAGCAUCUACGCGCUCAAGCAAUUGCGCAGGAGAAUAAGCUACCUUGCAUCUACCUUGUUGACUCUGGCGGUGCCAAUUUGCCUCAUCAAGCAGAUGUUUUCCCCGACAGGGACCACUUUGGCCGCAUUUUCUUCAAUCAGGCCCGGAUGAGCUCUCUAGGUAUCCCUCAGAUUUCCGUUGUCAUGGGCCCUUGCACCGCCGGUGGUGCGUAUGUUCCCGCCAUGAGCGACGAAACCAUCAUCGUCGAGAAUCAGGGAACCAUUUUCCUUGCAGGCCCACCGCUCGUCAAAGCCGCAACCGGUGAAGUCGUCUCCGCUGAAGACCUCGGCGGCGGAAAGCUUCACAGCUCGAUCUCCGGUGUUACAGACUAUCUCGCCGUCGACGAUGCGCACGCCCUCGUCCUCGCCCGCAGGUCCAUCUCUAACCUCAACUAUCCCAAAUCCACCUUCCCACUUCUCUCGCCGUCAACCUCUCAAUUCAAAGAGCCUCUGUACGACCCGGAGGAACUGUCUGGGAUCGUAGGCACCAAUCUUCGCCGUCAGCUCCCAGCCCACGAGGUCAUCGCUCGCAUUGUCGACGGGAGCGAAUUCGCCGAAUUUAAGCGCGAUUACGGCUCAACCUUGGUCACCGGCUUUGCCCGCAUAUACGGCACCCAGGUCGGCAUCGUUGCUAACAACGGAAUUUUGUUCUCCGAAUCGUCGCUCAAGGGCGCACAUUUCAUCGAGCUCUGUGCUCAAAGAAAUAUCCCGUUGGUGUUUCUGCAGAAUAUCUCGGGCUUCAUGGUUGGUGCAGACGCUGAAAAAGGUGGUAUCGCAAAGAACGGAGCCAAGCUCGUCACCGCCGUGGCGUGUGCAGAUGUCCCCAAGUUCACAGUAGUCUUUGGCUCUAGCGCCGGCGCGGGGAAUUACGGAAUGUGUGGCCGCGCUUACUCUCCUCGUUUCCUCUACAUGUGGCCCAACGCCAAAAUCGGCGUCAUGGGCUCCGAGCAGCUGUCCGCUGUGAUGGCUGCAGUCGGCAAAACCGCCGAUCCGAACCUCAAAGCCCGCAUUGACGCAGAGUCAGAAGCCAUCUUCUCUUCUGCACGGCUGUGGGACGACGGAGUCAUUCCGCCAGCGCACACGAGGAGAAUCCUGGGCUUGAGCUUGGCAGCGUCGUUGGGUGGAAGAGCUGAGGAUGUGAAGACGAAGUUUGGUGUGUUCAGAAUGUAA